UCCCCUUUAUCUUUCAUUGUCAAAAGUUAGUCCUCUCAGGUCUCAAGAGUUAAAUACAUGGAUAGAUUCAUCAUUUAGAGUAUCCAUAGGGGCAGAACCACAACUAAUCUCUGUCUUAUUCUUGCCCCUUGGGGUCUUGUUGCUGUUGUUCAGUUCUUGUGGGGUGACCUUCUGCUUACAUAAAAUCUAUCACUCCUUCAAUACAGAUAUGUUUUCAAUAUUUCAGGGAAGAAGCAAAAAGUAAAGCCUGCUAUCUAGAUCUUCUGAGAAAGGAAGUGAUUGAUGGAGGAUAAUAACUAUAACAGGCAGAGGAGUGGAAUAUGGAGAUGCUUGAGAGAUGGAGACUUUGAAGAAGAGGAAGUUUGGGCUGUUUUCAAGGACAGACCUGAUUACAACAAUAUUUCUGGUGUUCACAAGCCAAAGGAAAAAGGGUCGUCCUCUCCUCUUGCUGUUCCCAGGACUCUUCCAAGCGCUGCAAGGAUGAUUCCAAGGACUAGCAGUGGCAAUAGCAGUGCCAGUUCCUCUCAUGAAACCAAGGUUCUUCAGCAAUCAGCACCUCUCAACAUUCCUGACUGGUCACAGAUUUAUAGGAACAAGCCAAACAAGACCCCCAACAGUGUUUCAAAGUUUGGUGACUACGGUGAUUUCUACCAUUCUGUUGGUGGUGAAGGUGAUGAUGGUGAUGGUGAGGGUAUUGGAAAUUAUGGUGGAGGGUACAGUGAUGAUGAGGAAGAAGAAGAUGAUGAGUAUGACACAAAACUCCCCCCACAUGAGUUUAUUGCAAGAAGGCUUGCAAGGAGUCAAAUAUCCUCUUUUUCAGUUUUUGAAGGUGUUGGAAGGACCCUCAAAGGUAGGGAUCUCAGCAAAGUGAGGAAUGCUGUUCUCACAAAAACUGGUUUCCUUGAAUCAUUGUGAACCAAAUUUGUUAUGUAUAGAGGGGUAGCCAGUGCUUGGUUAGUUAUUCAGAUUGUGUGCAUGUUGUCUAUGGAAGAUUCAUUCAGGCUUUUACCAUGAUUCAACUUGGUUCUGGUGGCCAUUCAAACUGGCUUAUGUCUAAUUUAUGGUGUCUCUGGUAUAAAGCCAUUAAUCAUUUACAAGAACACAAGUGUUCUUAAGACCAAUGUCAUUUACAUUACCAAGUUAUUCACUAAAUCUUAUAUUCA
This is a messenger RNA of Vigna radiata var. radiata (mung bean), 1163 nucleotides long. RefSeq lists its product as uncharacterized. The transcript is spliced from 3 exons. Bases 283 to 915 code for a protein of 210 amino acids. The record is from RefSeq and is a predicted model, not a curated record. Lineage: Eukaryota; Viridiplantae; Streptophyta; Magnoliopsida; Fabales; Fabaceae.